Messenger RNA from Cornus florida, 564 nucleotides. Its product is annotated as ethylene-responsive transcription factor ERF071-like. Gene Ontology annotation, molecular function: DNA binding; DNA-binding transcription factor activity. The transcript has 4 exons. NCBI's taxonomy places the organism in Eukaryota, Viridiplantae, Streptophyta, Magnoliopsida, Cornales, Cornaceae. Gene Ontology annotation, biological process: ethylene-activated signaling pathway; regulation of DNA-templated transcription. The coding region runs from base 1 to 564 and encodes 187 amino acids. The record is from RefSeq and is a predicted model, not a curated record.
AUGGCGCAAGGCGGCGGCGAUGGUGGUGGUGGAAGCUUUGGUGCUUCGAGUGCUAUCCAGUUGAGGGUUCUGAACGAUAUUGCUUUGCUUAAGAAGGAUUGCAUUGGUUCCUCUCUUUCUUGGGUUCCUCAUACAAGAAAUGGUGCGACUCAUUUAUUGAGCAAGAAGGCUUUAGAAGCCGAGAAAAAAGAAGAGAAGAAACAGAGUAAGACUGAGAAGAGGAAGAAAAAGUACAGGGGAGUCCGACAGAGGAGGUGGGGGAAGUGGGCUGCGGAGAUCCAAGACCCCAAGAGAGCAACCCGGGUGUGGCUUGGCACGUUCGAGACCGGGGAGGCUGCAGCUAGGGCUUAUGACAAGGCGGCCAUUGAGUUCCGCGGAGCCAAAGCCAAGCUUAACUUCCCAUUUUCAGAUUAUACAGAGGGACAAAGCUCGGAACCACAACCAGAAAAUGAAGAGCUCAGAGCCAACUCGUUGGAGAAGAAGAGUGAGAGUGCAGAGACUAGUAAGGAAGAUAAUUAUGAUUGGUUUUGGGAUAUGAUGGAAAAGGAUGGGCUUCAAGAGUGA